Molecule: messenger RNA, 1446 nt
Organism: Zalophus californianus (California sea lion)
Lineage: Eukaryota; Metazoa; Chordata; Mammalia; Carnivora; Otariidae
Gene: CCDC182
Product: coiled-coil domain containing 182
Exons: 1
Coding region: 661-1122 (153 amino acids)
Source: RefSeq, a predicted model, not a curated record
CAGGAAUUACUUUCCUUUCUUUUUCUUGUUAGCAUUUUUAGAGCUAGAAGUGAGCUUAGGCAUCAUCUCUUACAAUGUCCCCAUGGAAUUUCUUGUGCCACGGGGAUCUGGAAGGACAAGGUCCUAGGUCAGGAAAACAGGGUGAAGGCAGUUCCUGCUUCAGGAGAGGUUUCAAGGAAAGGCUGUGCAGAUCUUAGGACGUCCGAGGAUGGCCAAGGAGUCAGUUUCCCUGUGAGGAGCCGAGGCCCAGAGACCGGGUAUGGGAGAGCACCCACUCCUCGCUCUCUGGCCCGGCCUGCCUUGCGCUGGCCCGUUUACUGCCCCGCUCUGGGCCUCGGUUCGUCCCUCCUGUAAAAGGAGAGACUGUGCUCUGGUUCUGGGAGGGGGAUGAGUCGAUGAAAAUCCAUAUAACAGAAAGACAGUUUGGGUAGAUGAGCAGACGGAGCCCUGGAUAACCAACCAGGGAGGCUACAAUAUGCAAAUGAAUGGAUUGCGGCUUUCCUCCUGGUUGGCUGAAGGGGCCCCGAUGUCACAAUGUGUGGGGUUUCUCCACUCCAAAGGAUUGUGUCUCUAGGGCCCCCCCCAAAUAAAUAAAUAAAAAAAUUCACGGACCAGACGGGUCUCUUAGCUCCCUCUCUUUGUCCGAACGGGGAAGAAACGAUGGAACCGCUUUACCACGCUGGGUCCAUCCUCAUGAAGGUGAACACCUUACAAGGGAAGAAGAUGGUGGAGCGCGGCCUCCAGUCCGGAGACUUUUCCCUCCCUCAGUCCUGGUCUUCCUGCCUCCUGCCGCCGGCUGACCUGGACAGCCUGCAGCAGAAGGUGGCCGGGGUACAACGGGAGCUGGAGGACUUUAAGAAGGAGGCACUGAAGGCCAUCCACUACCUGGAGGACGCCUUCUGCGAGAUGAACGGGGAGCUGGCGCAGCAAGGGGAGCAGGCGGCCCGCGUGAAGCAGCGGCUGAGGGAGGAGGAGGACCGGGGCGUGGUGCGCAAUAAGGUCCUCACCUUCCUGCUGCCCCGCGAGAAGCAGCUCCGGGAGCACUGCAAGCGGCUGGAGCGCAUGCUGCUGGGCUCGGGCCGGGACGCGCUCGGUGCCCCCAGGAAGAUCCAGGCAAACUGAGGCCUCCUCCCGCGCAAGCCCAGCUUCCCGCCGAGCAGCGAGUAGAAGACGGUUUUUUUUAAAUGGAAGGACCAACCCUAAGUCCCUGUACAUUUGCUCCCCCUUCCCCAUGUCCACUGCUUUCCUUCUACCUCAAUAACACCUUGCCGAGAGGCGAAAAGGCCCCAGUAUGUUCUUGGGGUGAAGCUCCGUUUGGCCAGCAUCACCACAGAAGGAGGCGCCCCAAUCCUCCGUCUUUCAGACACCUGUAACUUUCACCGUUAACUGUUUUCCUGUUUGUAAUGGUGACGUUGCUCAAAGGUAUAACAUGGUGUUUCUUUUGAA